This is a messenger RNA of Dentiscutata heterogama, 186 nucleotides long. The record is from the annotation of a GenBank genome assembly. NCBI's taxonomy places the organism in Eukaryota, Fungi, Glomeromycota, Glomeromycetes, Diversisporales, Gigasporaceae.
AUGUGGUUUGCGCAACAGUCUGCCAUCUCUCUGGGAUAUUGUAGUCCUGGUAUUGAAGUUAAAGUCAUGUUCGUUAUUGUCUAUGUGGCCAGAGCCCAGCCCUUGGGUAUUUUUGUUACUAGUAAAGAGAAGGCAACGCUCCCGAGAUAUUUGAUAAUUUUUGAUGAUCCUAAUUUAAGAGUCUAA